GGGGAAGCGGAAGCGGGCGGUGCUUCGGUGACUGGGGAAAUGUCAGCUGCUUGACUGGGGUCGGGGUUUCCUUUCUCGGGGACCCCUCGACCUUUUGGUGACUGCCACCGCUGUCGCCAAGGAGUGUGGGUCCCAAACCCUGUAAGGCUGUGGCGGCCGCGGGGUUUCCAGGCCCUUCUGGACGCUGUCCGGCGAGAUCGGACGGUGAGCCGGAGGAGGAGAGCGUGAGGCACUUUGAGGUGUGGGGCCGAGCGCGGACUGAGAGAGGGCCCCGGAGACUGCGAGAGGCCGCCGUCUCGGGGCCUACGUCCCAGGCAGCUGAGUGGAGGCAGGGGCACGCCCUGCCGGCCAGAAAUGAUCCAGGUCUAUAUGUGAAUUAUUUUGGUGAAUGAGAGGAAACAUUGAAUAAUGAGUGGUGCAGCUCUGGGACUCGAGAUUGUUUUUGUCUUUUUCCUGGCGUUAUUCCUACUUCAUCGGUAUGGAGACUUCAAGAAGCAGCAUAGACUUGUCAUUGUUGGAACACUGCUAGCUUGGUAUCUCUGCUUCCUGAUUGUCUUCAUACUCCCUCUGGAUGUUAGUACGACAAUAUACAACCGGUGCAAACAUGCUGCUGCAAACUCAAGCCCUCCUGAGGGUAGCAACAUGACAGGAUUGUAUGCAACUGCUACCCCAGUCCCAAGCCAACAUCCGUGUUUCAAGCCAUGGAGUUACAUUCCUGAUGGAAUCAUGCCAAUUUUCUGGAGGGUAGUAUAUUGGACUUCACAAUUUUUAACAUGGAUUCUGUUACCUUUCAUGCAGUCAUAUGCAAGAUCAGGAGGGUUUUCCAUCACUGGGAAGAUCAAAACUGCACUAAUAGAGAAUGCAAUCUAUUAUGGCACCUAUUUGCUGAUUUUUGGAGCAUUUUUAAUUUAUGUAGCUGUCAACCCACACUUGCACCUAGAAUGGAACCAGCUUCAGACAAUUGGGAUAGCAGCUGCUAAUACAUGGGGUCUGUUUCUUCUUGUGUUGUUGUUGGGGUAUGGCUUGGUAGAAAUUCCUCGGUCAUACUGGAAUGGCGCAAAAAGAGGUUAUCUACUCAUGAAAACUUAUUUUAAGGCAGCCAAAUUGAUGACAGAGAAAGCAGAUGCAGAAGAGACUUUAGAAGAUGUCAUGGAGGAAGUUCGUAAAGUGAAUGAGAGCAUCAAAUAUAACCACCCACUGAGAAAAUGUGUUGACACAAUACUUAAAAAGUGUCCUAUAGAGUAUCAGGAAAAAAUGGGCAGGAACAUGGAUGAUUAUGAAGAUUUUGAUGAAAAGCAUAAUACCUACCCAAGUGAAAAAAGUCUGGUAAAACUACAUAAACAGGUGAUUUAUUCAGUUCAGCGACAUCGUCGAACUCAAGUACAAUGGCAGAUUCUUUUGGAACAAGCGUUUUAUCUAGAAGAUGUAGCAAAAAAUGAAACAAGUGCUACUUGUCAGUUUGUUCAUACCUUUCAAUCGCCAGAGCCAGAAAAUAGAUUUAUUCAAUAUUUUUAUAAUCCUACAAUUGAGUGGUACUGGGAAUGUCUUUUGCGACCCUGGUUUUAUCGGGUACUUGCUGUGGUGUUGUCCAUAUUCUCUGUGAUAGUUGUGUGGUCAGAGUGCACAUUCUUUAGCACUAGACCUGUCUUAUCCCUCUUUGCAGUCUUCAUACAGCUGGCUGAAAAAACAUACAAUUAUAUUUAUAUCGAGAUUGCUUGUUUUCUUUCCAUCUUCUUCCUCAGUAUCUGUGUUUAUUCUACUGUGUUCAGGAUUCGUGUAUUUAACUAUUACUACCUGGCUUCACAUCACCAGACUGAUGCGUAUAGCCUUCUUUUCAGUGGCAUGUUAUUUUGCCGUUUGACUCCUCCUUUAUGUCUUAAUUUCUUGGGUUUGACCCACAUGGAUUCAUCCAUCUCUCACCAAAAUACACAGCCAACUGCUUAUACAUCUAUUAUGGGUUCCAUGAAAGUUUUAUCCUUUAUUGCAGAUGGGUUCUAUAUAUAUUAUCCUAUGUUGGUGGUAAUUCUCUGCAUUGCUACGUAUUUUAGCUUGGGAACUCGUUGUUUGAAUCUACUUGGUUUCCAGCAGUUCAUGGGAGAUAAUGAUAUGACAUCAGACUUAGUUGAUGAAGGAAAAGAAUUAAUCAGACGAGAGAAGAGAAAAAGGCAACGACAAGAAGAAGGUGAAAACAGAAGAAGAGAAUGGAAAGAGCGUUAUGGACACAGUAGAGAAGAUUCCACUAGAAACAGAAAUGUUCAUGUUGACCCAAAAGAAUCAAACUUCUCAGAAAUGAGUACCAACCGAUCGACAUCUAAAUAUACCAGGGCUAAUAACAGGACUGAGAGGGACCGAAUAGAACUUCUUCAGGAUGCGGAACCUUUGGAUUUUAAUGCAGAAACAUUCACUGAUGACCCUCUUGAAUCUGAAUCAGGAAGAUCAUUUCUUUAUCCACCUUUCAGGUAUCAGCCUGGUGGACGAUACCUCUCAAUGUCUCGCAGCAGAAUAUUCGAUGAUGUUUAAAGUCUGUAGGAAUUUCUGGAAUAGCUAACCAAGAUCAACAAACAAGUUCAGUCUUUAUGAACAUCCGUAUGCUCUAGAAUUUACUACUGAACUCCCAGUGAAAAGUGUCGGAUAAAAAAGGCACUAAAAAUUAAUCAGAUCUUAGUCAUAAUGGCUUAUUAUUCAUUGAAUAUCGUCUUUAUUUCUAAAAGGAUUUGUUGCAUACCAUUCCUGAAAUGUCUGCCUUAGAAGUACAGUUAGAAUGGAAGGAUUUAAUUCAUGAUCAAGAUCAGUAUAUAUUGAAAACAUGUAGUUCAGUUUGUUUCAGAUUAAUUUUUUCAGGAAAAAUUGUUUUAAAGAUUCAAGGAAGCCAUAGUUAAAACUGAGUAAUAUUAUAGUUUUAUUAUAGUGAUUUACGUAUUUGUUCUUUCUAAAAAAUAUGUUGAUCCUUUAUUUCCCAAAGAGAUGGAGACCUCAGUAAUAACCAUAUUUAUAAAACCCAUGUCUUAAAACAAGGCUUACUUACCAGACAUAACUGAAUGUAGAAAGCCCUUUUUCAACACUAUAUGCAAAUUAGUUAGGUUUUUGCAUGUAUAUUUAAGAGUAUACUUCAACUGAUAGUGUUUGUAUCUUCAGCAUGUGUACUUUAAUCAGGUGGUGAAUUAUUCUUUCAGUCUUUGGUAGUAACUGCAAGUUGUCUUAUGCUUUUGGUAUUGCUUUGUAAAAGAUUUUCAUUUCAGAGAGGAAUGUUCACCUUUACCAUUUAAGUGAUUUAAGUGUUGAUCAUUCCAUUCAAGGAGAAUCAUAAUUUUUAAUGGUAAAUAGUGGGGUUUUGGUGCCUCAGAUGGUAAAGCGUUUGCCUGCAGUGUGGGAGACCCGGGUUCGAUCCCUGGGUUGGGAACAUCCCCCUGGAAAAGGAAAUGGCAACCAGCUCCAGUACUCUUGCCUGGAGAAUCCCAUGGAUGGAGGAGCCUGCUGGGCUACAGUCCAUGGGGUCGUAAAGAGUCGGACAUGACUGAGUGACUUCACUUUAAUAGCCAAAGAGUCCCACAAAAUUCUCCACUGUUAAAAGGUGGCUGUUUAUUCCUUGUGAAAAAGAAUAUCUGGUUAUUUAAAGAUAAAAAGUGAGUCCAUUUACUGUUACUGCUAACACUUAAAUUGUGGUUUAUAGAAAACUACUUUAGAAUGGAGAUAUGUAAGAACUUGUUGCUUAAACAUGUUAUCAUUUUAAGUUGAGUUUUUAAAAUUUUGUGUUUAAACCAAAGUUACAUAUUACAUUUUAAAUCAUCAGUGUUUUAUGCACAGUGACUAUAGUUCAGCACAUUUUGCAAAAAGAGUUGUUUAUGUCCCUGAAAUAUUUGCAACUCUUUGAGAAUCCAUACCAUGGGUUCACCCAGUGGUGACUGUACUUGAGCUUCCCCACGGCCAUCUUAGUUUCCCUUGAUCCUAAAAGUAGUGCUCAUUUUCACUCUUAAGUAUUCCAGUUUGAGGAUGAAUUAUAUAGUCACCUGACAAUUUGAUUAUAUGUUUCUUAAAGGUCAUUUUUCCCUGAAUCAUAAUUUUAAAUGUUUUAUUUCUCUCUUUUCUUGGUGUUACCAUGUAAAUAUGUUAGAAGCCAGUUUUAGGCAGAUACUAAAAGGAUAGUGUUAUCAUCCUAAUUAUCUUAUUUUCUUAAAUUUUUAUCAUCUUUAAGAUUAGAUCCCUUUUAAAAUAAUUAUCAGUCAAUAGAUUUUCCUCUAAAUCGAAAUUAUAUAGACUACCCAUUUAAGAAGACACACACACACAGCCUUUUAUUGUGAAGCAUGGUCAGAGAGCAAUAGGCCAAGAGCACAGAUAAUUUAACACUAAUUUCAUGACUGACCAUUGAAACCUUGGGCAAAUCAGGUAACCUUUCUGUGCCUCAGUUUCUUCAUUUUCAAAAUGAAGAGGAUACUUGCUAUUUACCUACUGAUCUACCUCACAAAGAAGUUGUGAGGGUAUUGAGUUGAUGUUUAUAUAGUGGCGUUUAAAAAGACAAAAUAAGUUAAUAGCUAUGCUGGUUUUCCACACAAGUGGUAUUUGAAGAUACUAGAUAGGAAACGGAUCACCCCAGAAAGUGGUCCAGUUUCUUAUUAUUACAGAGAAGCUUACAAGUUCCCAAAGCAAAAACUCUUUCUGGAGUAAGUAAUCAAAAUCCUGUGAAAAUAAUAUUGUUUUCUUAUUUAGUCUUUGAGUUUACUUUGGAAUAUGUUCCUUAAGUAUAAUGUUGUUUCUCAUAGGUUUUAUCAUGAAACUCAGAUGCUAUUGUAGAAGUAGAAGCAGAAAAAGAGAAGAAAUGAUCCAGUUACUUUUAUAAUUUAUAAUACUCUAAGAUAUAUUGAUAGAAAUAUGUAAAAGAUGUACUACUUUAUUUUAUUAUUAGUUUUUUAAAUGAUUAUAAUAAUUGGAGUGUAUGUAAUACUUCUAUAAAACAGUAUAGAUCCCCUUUAUGACUUUUGAGUUAUUUCCAAAAUAAUUUUGGUUGUUUAAGUGAUCCAGAGUAUUCAAUUGUUUAAGCAGAAUUUAUGUUACAGGAUUUCAUAUAUGAUCAUAUAGGAAGAUUACCUGGCUGGGUAAUUUUGUGUUUGGAAGUUAAUUAUUUAAUCCCUGAAGUCUUAAGAGUUUAUUGCUGGGGAACUAAGUUAAUAUUUGUUAAGCAACUUUGUAAAAACUGUAAUAUGAACAAAAGCUUUCUGUUUUGAGAAUCUUACUAAAAUGACAUCUACUGCAAAACAUUACUACUAAAUUCAUAUACUUUACAUGCAAAGUACAUUUCUUGAAGAAUUACUUCUGACAAUUACUUUUUGAGUGUUUCUUAUAUUGUAAUAGAUUCCUAGUUAAACUUUCUAAAUUAUUUUUCUAAAUAAUUGUUAAAAUAUUCAGUAAGCCAGUGUUUAGUAAGCCAUUGCAGAAAAUAACAAUUAGUAAUCUGUUAAUUUCAUGGAUCUGUAAGUUGCUAUUAACUUAUGUUAUUACAUCAAUAAUUUGUUAUUAUUAGAACUUUUAAAAAAAGUCAUUAUUAAAAUAAGACUAAUUAUUAGAAUUUGUUCUCUUACCAGAUGAACAGGGACUUUGGAAUAAUUUCAUUAUACUAGAGGCCCUCAUUUCACAAGAGUCAUAAGAACUAAAUAAGAACUUUCAAGGGUUUUUAAUUUAUAAAGAAUAGAUCAGAGGAUUGGACAAUCAAAACUUUUUUAAAAAUUGCUGCCAAUUUGUUUUCAGACACUACUAUUUGAUUAGAUUAUCAGUUCUUAAAUGUAUGCUGGUUGUAUACCCAAAUGAAAUUAAAUGUGGAUAGGAAAGUCUGUGUUUUUUUAAGUAUAUUUUAGAAUAUUAAUGAAGGAAUUCAUUGAUAUACAACAGCAAACCUCAUUUUUGUAUACGUGUAGUACAUUUAGAGAAUGUUCUUGAUUUUUGUGUAGAUUACUGUUUUAAAGGAAAAAUAAACUCUCCAUAAUUUUAAUUCACACUGUUCAGUAAUGUGAGUUUUAUAUUUGUGAUUUGUGUGGGCCAUGCCUGAAAAUCACAAGGAUAAAUAUAUUUGCACUAAGAGGCAGAACAUAUCCCUGAGAAAUCUUAACGUACUUGAAUCUCCAAAGUGUAAUGGAUAGUAUUUAUUAAGGCCUAAAUGUUAAUAAGUAAAUGGAUUUAGACUUUUAUCUUUCCUUUCUUUUCUCCCUUCCUCCUUUCAUUCCUUUUAUACCUUCCUUCCUCUCUGAAGCCUGUCUUUAUAGUAUGGCUUAUAAUGAGCUGACAUAUUUUUCUUCCGUUUGGUGUAUACAGUUGUUUUUGAUGGUUAGUACACUCAAAAGGUGGUAGUUCUGACUACAGAUCCCACUACUUGAAUGGUAGUAUUGCACUUAAAGUAGUACAACAGAUUUUGCUAGACAACCAAGCAACAUCUGGAUGUAAAUAUGAGGGAUACUAGCUCACUGUGUUGGCCUUUUCGCCACUAAGUAGGACUCUUCAGUAAAAUGAAAUAUUCUCAGUGUAGAUGUUUUAGCAUAAAAUUGCAUUUCUAAAACAAGUGAUUUUUAAAAACAAGCAAACAAACCCCAAACAUUAAAAACCUUGAGACCUCAUUUUAUGAAAAGGAGUUUGUAAAUAACAUCCAUCAUGUCAAAGUUUUCAUUAGAAGAGGUUGAAACAAUCUAAGAGUGUUACAGGGAGCCUUCUGAAAUAUUAAUUCCCUUUGUGUGGGUUACUUCUUUUCAAUACAGUGACUUAUUUUUCUGCCCAGAGACCUGGAAGACUAAGCAGUCUUAUUCCCUGUUCUAACUCUGGAGACCAGGUCCUGUGAGCCAUCACUGGCAUCAGAGCAGCUAUUAGCCCUGCCCAUCCCAAUCCUGUUGCAGUGGAAACACACCCACACUCCUAACUCCUUUUAUGUUCAGCUUGGUUUUCCUAUCAUUUAUAUCCAUUGUGGUAGAUUGAAGCCUCAUCGCAAUUUUAAAUUUGUUAAUGAAACAAGAAUAAUGGCAUGUUCCUCUUCUCAUAGAUAUCCUAAAAGACUUUUGUUUUUAACACAUUCCCUGGAGAGAAUUAACCUUUUUUCCUAUGAAAAUCUUUUCUUUUGUGGUUAUCCUGAUCUCACAUCAUUUUGCAAAAGGAGAUUUUUACUGUACUUAGUGGAAAAGAGUAGAAAGAAUGGUUUACUCUGGCAGACAUAUGUAAAAUAAAGUCAUAAUUUGUUAAUCUGACUGUACAACAACAUUUUGAAUUGGUAUUAUUGACACAAAUCUUAUCAAUCUAGUCACUUAGAGCUGUAUUUCUCUAAAGAAUGCUGGCUAGCAUCUUCCCUACUUGGUACGCCAAAUCGUAGGGGAGAGACUGUAUUUUUUUUUGUUUUUUUAAGCAAUCCAAUGGAUUUGUUUUUGUCCAUAUUUUGUAAAAAACUUGAACUUUUCUCAUUUCGAAGAUAGAGAACAUGUGGACCUAUCUUUUAAAUAAUUGUAAUCUAAUAUAUAUAUUUAUAAAUUAUAGCAUUGGAAAAAGAGCUCUAAUAAUGAUGUUGUUACUUCCUGGUAUUUAAUUUUUGUAAAGUUUUUUGUAAGUAACUAAUUGUAGUUAUUACUUUUAAGUAGUUUAAAAAUCUUUCUCAAAUAAGUUCUGCCCAGGACUUAUUUCCUUGGGUCAAUAUUCUAAAGUUCAGUAGUCUGGUAUGAGUUUGAAAUAUUCCUACAUCUCUUCAGUAUCUUUUUAUAUAUACCAGUACUCAAGCAAAGUAUACCAAAAGCCUAAGUUCUGUGUUGCAUUAAUAAAGUGCUUGUUAUUUAUCUAAUUCAGUGGAUUAAGUGAAGUAGAGAGUAAGUCUUUUCAAAUGUGCGUCUGAUCAUAAACUUCAAAAUGUUUAUUAUGUUAAUUUUUGGUGCAUGAUGCCAAAUUUAUCCUUAAUCAGCCACUACUACCUGGUUGUUGUUUAGUUGCUAUUAAUAAGUUGUGUCUGACUCUUUUUGCAAUCUCUUGGACUGUAGUCUACCAGACUCCUCUGUCCAUGGAGUUCUCCAGGUAAGAAUACUACCUGGUAUGUAAUGAUAAAUGUUUCCCUUUCUGAUCAAUGGUUUGUAGAUAUAACUAUUUUUCUCUGCAGAUUCUCACUAAAUAUGUAUUUGAAAAAAACCUGCAAAGUGCUACCUGUAAUUAAGUUAGCAUCUUUUGCCUUAUCUAUGCAUAAUGUUCUCUCAGUUUGGUUUUGACAGACUCAUGGACUUGGAAUUGCUUUGUAGUAUUUUAACUUAUUGUAAUGUAAUGAAUUUUUUGAGAUGUUUAUUUGAUUAGCUGUUAAAAUAUAGGAAAUUAUGUAGCUUUGCAUGAAAUAAAGUACAUUUCUACAAGUUA
This is a messenger RNA of Dama dama (fallow deer), 8355 nucleotides long. It is a transcript of the gene LMBRD2, whose product is annotated as LMBR1 domain containing 2. Bases 409 to 2520 code for a protein of 703 amino acids. Gene Ontology annotation, biological process: adrenergic receptor signaling pathway. NCBI's taxonomy places the organism in Eukaryota, Metazoa, Chordata, Mammalia, Artiodactyla, Cervidae. The transcript has 18 exons. Gene Ontology annotation, cellular component: membrane. The record is from RefSeq and is a predicted model, not a curated record.